Messenger RNA from Salvia splendens (bonfire salvia), 2577 nucleotides. Its product is annotated as E3 ubiquitin-protein ligase UPL5. Gene Ontology annotation, molecular function: ubiquitin protein ligase activity; protein binding. The record is from RefSeq and is a predicted model, not a curated record. Gene Ontology annotation, biological process: protein polyubiquitination; ubiquitin-dependent protein catabolic process. The coding region runs from base 48 to 2456 and encodes 802 amino acids. The transcript has a single exon. NCBI's taxonomy places the organism in Eukaryota, Viridiplantae, Streptophyta, Magnoliopsida, Lamiales, Lamiaceae. Gene Ontology annotation, cellular component: cytoplasm.
GAUUUCAUUGAUUUAGACGAAGAUCAAACGCCGCCUGAACUGCUCCGAUGUCAUCGUCGUCGUCUCUCUCCAAGCACAAGCUCAACGAUUACGCCGCCGACUCCGCCCUCCCCUCCCCCCUCGAAUUCCACGUCAUCAUAACUCGUAUAUUCCUGGACAAUACCCUAGUCUUCCACGCCGACUCAUCCGCCACCAUCAAAUCCAUCCACGACAAGAUUCAUUCCAUCACCGGAAUUCCGGUUACCGAGCGGAGGCUUUUCUACGGCGGGAAACAGCUGCAUUCGGAGCAGACUUUAGCCGAAUGUAGAGUGCAGAACUUCGCAAAACUCUCUCUCGUUGGCCGUAUGCGCAUCACCAAACUCCCGAAGGCCUGCCAGCUCAUCGACGAGAUCGUUUCGUGUAUUUUCAUUAUGUGCAAGGAAACUCAUCCGCUCAACGUUCCAACUGAGGUGAAGUUUAUACUCGAGGAAUUCUGGUCACGGAUGGACCUUGAACAAGCAUCUGAGUAUUUGCGGAUUUUCGGUGCUUCCUCAGCUCCUAAAGCUCUAGUCAUGCUCUAUAUGUCGCCUGAUAGAAUGAAUCGUUUGUACGCUGAUGAGGCCAUAGUACAUUUCCUCGGAUUGAAUAAGACAAUUCUGCCUAAGCAUUCGUAUCAUGAGUAUGUUCUUGUAAUUUUCGAAUUCUGCAAAUUGUUGAAGGGACCAGCUGGAAUUGAUGAUCCACUGUAUUGUUUUUGCCGAGGUCGUUUAGCGGCAAUGAUGAAGUAUAUUGAGGUUGGAAAGAAGGCUGGAAUUGAGAUUAAAGAUGUUUUUUCAUUUGUUGAGGAGUUGGCAACUAAACUCUCCGAUGAUUUGCUCUCCAGCGUGCACCCAAAUCGUUUUUAUGGGCCUUCAUUGGUCGAUAUAAGUGAUUUCUCUUCAUUUGUGGCACCACUGGUGAAGGAGAUUAAGGGAUGUGAUCCGAUUGUUUUUCCAUUGACUGACGUACCACAUGUAUACAGAGAUGAAGUUAGAAAUUUGUUUGAAAUUUUCCAUGAUUUAUUAGGUAAAUUGGAGAGGUGUUUGGGGGAGCUCGAGAACUGUAUUAACAGUGAUUUGAAACGCUCCCAUGGUGUUAGAGAUUGUCAUUACCUUAAACUUAUGAAGGAACUUAAUAGUAUCUCAAAGAUUUAUAGUGGUUGUGAAGGUUUAUUUUGGGAAAUUAUGAAGAGUACAAAGGGAGCUUUCUGUAGGCUUGUUGUCAUGUGUGCAAAGAGGGGUGAGGACCAUAGUUGGAUUUUUGAGUGUAAGGAAGUGACCAACUUCGAUGCAAGGAGACAUUUAGCAAUGAUGAUGCUUCCUAGAGUGAAGGCUAACUAUGAGGUACGGCAUGAGAUGCUGAUUGACCGCUCACAUUUGUUGGCAGAAUCAUUUGAGUAUAUGAAACAUGCUGAGAUUGAGUCCUUACGUGCUGGUUUAUUUAUGGAGUUUAAGAACGAGGAAGCCAUCGGCCCUGGUGUUAUACGGGAGUGGUUUUUAUUAGUAUGCCAAGCAAUCUUCAACCCUCAAACUGCCCUCUUUGUAGCUUGCUCUGAUGAUCGUAGAAGGUUCUAUCCAAAUCCAGCAUCUAAAGUGGACCCAGUGCACCUCGAGUAUUUUGGCUUUGCGGGAAAAGUGAUUGCCUUAGCCUUGAUGCAUAAUGUACAAGUUGGCAUCGUAUUUGAUCGUGUAUUCUUUUUGCAAUUGGCUGGGCAUACAAUCACCUUAGAAGAUAUAAGGGAUGCAGAUCACUUGUUAUAUAACAGUUGCAAGCAAAUCUUAGAGAUGGAACCUGAGGCUGUUGAUCAAGAUGCCUUAGGUUUAACAUUUGUUCAUGAAGUCGAGGAGCUAGGAAUAAGGAAGACUAUUGAUCUCUGCACUGAUGGGAAAACUAUUGCGGUAAAUAGUGAAAAUAGGAGGCAAUAUGUUGAUUCUCUUAUACAGCUCCGGUUUGUGAUGUCCGUUGCUGACCAAGUAGAGCAUUUUGCCAAAGGCUUUGCUGACAUUAUGCAUUGUCGUCAUCUCCAAAAAUCUUUCUUCAAAUGCUUGGAACCAGAAGAUCUAGACUGGAUGCUACAUGGGAGUGAAAGUGCAAUAUCUGUUGAUGAUUGGAAAGCACAUACAAAGUAUGAAGGCUUUAAGAAAACAGAUGAUCAGAUAAUCUGGUUUUGGAAGAUUGUUGAAGAGAUGACAGCGGAGCAGAAAAAAAUUCUACUCUUCUUUUGGACUUCGAUCAAAUACUUACCAGUUAAAGGUUUUAGUGGUUUAGCUUCUCGGCUUCACAUCAACAAGACUUCUGAAUCCUGUGGACGGCUUCCUUCGUCUCAUACAUGCUUUUACCAGCUGAGUUUCCCUGCGUACCCUACGAGUGAUGUGAUGCACGAUCGUCUUAGCAUUAUCCUUCAGGAGCAUGUAGGUUGCAGCUUUGGGACAUUGUGAGAUAUGUGGAUUGAGGUAGUUUUGUAUAAAAUAGAUUUUCUCAUAGUAGAUGAAAACAGAGGAGUUGCUACAUGUAGUUUUUUUUACAACUGUAACUUGUAGUAGCAAUUUAAACUGUGUA